ACUUCGAAAAGAUGGUUUAGUCCAAACGGGAACGACAGCUUCACCGCCUAUCGCUAAAAGGGGGCAGCUGUUUCUGUGGCCACCGAGUUUAGUAAAUGAUUGUAGCUAUAGAUGCAUCGGUAAAAGGCUCCAAUCAGGCUACAGUAAUAAUUAACGGAGAUCGGAGCUAAUACAAGUGAAAGAUUAAAUCAAAUGUGUUUACUAGACGGAUGCAGACAACCUCAAAAAGCCAAUGGUAUAACUGCAUCAUCAGACGGAGAUGGCGUACCCUUUGGUUCGUGCGGUGCGAGUCCACGUCGCAGUUUUCGAAUUUGUCCCGCAAUAUACCAUACUAUGUAGCGUUACGCGUUAUGUGGGUAGCAGCCAUGAUGAACGAUUAAGUUUUAAAGAUUCCGUGGCCUGCCGUAGCAUGGCGCCGAGAGUGGAACUAACUGAUCUGUUCGUCCGCAUUCGGGUGACCUCAAGUCCUCGAACGGGACUUAAGAUAUUGAAAGUCUACGUAGGAGUCUUUACAGACAUGAUAUGAUCCUACCAUUGUGCCACGGUAUCUGCACGACCCCAAGAGAGCGCGCUAGUUUCCUCGAAUCCUGACGGUACAGUAGACGUACCCCAGCCACUGCGCGAGGGAUGCACGGCUUGGGGUUGAGGGCGAGACGACCCAUGACGAAUUGUGCUUCCCGCGUUAGAAGGAAAGAGAGUUUCACCUUUAAAUAAUGGCAGACUCCAACGGAGAUCUCACUCUGAAUCUUGCGGCCGAACAGAGCGCGGUCUCAAAGAUGCGCUUGCUAUAUUUGGUGUUCGGUUUGCUGGCGAUCACAACGGCUAGUACCCAUUUUGCUGGUAUAGUAGGUGCCGUGAAGGGCGUCACGGCACUUGGCGAUGCCGUAUCUAGGCUAGUGACCACUAUUUUGCCGGCUGGUUUGCUGCUGCCAUUUGCCGCACUAGGCCCUCUAAAGUUGUCGCUUCCGAUGCUUCUCGCCCUAAAAGGAAUGGGCUUUCUUAAAUUUAAGCUGCUGCUUACCAAAGUGCCCCUCCUAUCACCGGUGAAUAUUGCGUCUGCAAAGUUUGGCCUGCUUAGGGCCAAGUAUGGACUAGGAAGAACUGCACUUUCUACCGUUGGUAAGGCCAAGAUGGGCUUGAUUCAACUGCCCGUGAAGCUUACCGCCUUCAAAUUGGGAGCUUUGGCUGGAACGACGGCUGGUGCUAAGGCAGGCCUAGCUGCUUAUAAAACCAGGCCGAAGAUGGGCAUCUUAAAAGCGACACUUCUGCCUACAACUACUCUGUUCAGUGAGUCGAGAAAUCUUCUCAAUAAUAUCAGCAUUCCAAUGAAAAAGAUCACCGUGCAAAUUCAACGCGACCACAAACGUAACCAUGCCGAACCCGAAGCAGAAUCUGGAUCAGAAGAGCCUUUAUACGAUCAGCGGCACACAAUGGCGCCUCGUCCUGCCCCGGCUUAUACCCCAUUACCAUCCCCCUAUACUCCAGCACCCCCGGCCUAUACCCCGUCGGCACCUGCAUAUGUCCCAGCGCCAUUGCCAGAACCGAUAUACCGCAAACGUCGCAGCGCUUAUACUGUUGACGAUCAACUUACCGUAGAAGCUUUGAGUAGCAUUUUCACAUAUAUUCAGACGUACGACUCAGACCGCUGUGUGCAUCGAUUAGUUUGCGAGCUGGCUGUUCAGCCGGAGCUGGCGGGAACAAAAUUUGCAGACGUCACCCAAUUCAUGACCAGUCUCCCUUCGGAUCCCGCUGCCCCGUGGAUGUCGUACAAGAACGCUUCAGCCACUGGAUCCACAUCUCGGAAUCGUACCGCUUGCCGUCAGCACUAUAACAAAUGUGGACGACCCACUGAGCUUCUGAUCGAAACCGCCCGACGUCGCCUUGCUGGGGUUGACUUCUAGACUUUUGCAUAGUUAUGCCGAUAUUUGUCGCAUCUGAAGCAUGUGCAAUACUGUUCUGUCUAUGAAAAUCUGCGACCGUAAACUAAGGGGCCUAAGGCAAUCUAGGUAAGAAUUCAGAAGCACAGCGGAUGGCUGAAAAUUGCCCUUGCGAAAUGAAUAUCCUAUUCUGGUGAAUGAUGAGUUAUAGUUAUAUCAUCGGAGAAACGGACAACAUGCGAACGUAUUUCAACUAAACUUGUAUGUCAUUACAGAUAACAUUGCAGCUCGUGAACACAUUUAUUAUUCAAACACAUAACGAUAUUAAUAAUUCUUUCUUCUAGUAAAUCUUUUAAUAAUUCAAGUACAACUAAGAAAUAAAAAAACGGCAAUAUA
Varroa destructor (honeybee mite) is the source of this 2273-nucleotide messenger RNA. RefSeq lists its product as uncharacterized. The record is from RefSeq and is a predicted model, not a curated record. NCBI's taxonomy places the organism in Eukaryota, Metazoa, Arthropoda, Arachnida, Mesostigmata, Varroidae.